Molecule: messenger RNA, 4071 nt
Organism: Erigeron canadensis
Lineage: Eukaryota; Viridiplantae; Streptophyta; Magnoliopsida; Asterales; Asteraceae
Product: ABC transporter B family member 19-like
Exons: 10
Coding region: 218-3970 (1250 amino acids)
Biological process (GO): transmembrane transport
Cellular component (GO): membrane
Molecular function (GO): ATP binding; ATP hydrolysis activity; ABC-type transporter activity
Source: RefSeq, a predicted model, not a curated record
CUCUUGAAUUAGUUUGACCACAACUUCACUCUCACAAACUCACACACCUCUCUUUCACUCAUGGCCUUCAAUCCAUCCUUCACAUUCUUCUCAUCAUUUCACUUAUAAAACACACACAUAUAUAUAUACAUACAUAAACAAUCUCCACACACACACACACACACACACUCACACACCUGGUUUCAUUCAAUCCAAUUACCAACUGACUAAAUAAAAAAUGUCCGAAACAACAAAGCAGGCAAUGCCAGCAGCAGCUGAAAAGAAAAAAGAACAAAGUCUACCUUUCUACCAAUUGUUUUCAUUUGCAGAUAAAUACGAUUACAUUCUCAUGAUCUUUGGUAGCAUUGGUGCCAUUAUUCAUGGAUCUUCCAUGCCUUUUUUCUUCCUUUUGUUCGGUCAAAUGGUCAACGGUUUCGGUAAAAACCAGUCUGAUUUAAUCACCAUGACUCAUGAAGUCUCCAAGUAUGCUCUGUAUUUCGUAUAUCUGGGGCUAGUAGUGUGUGUAUCAUCAUAUGCAGAAAUUGGGUGUUGGAUGUAUACUGGUGAAAGACAAGUGAGCACAUUGAGAAAAAAGUAUUUAGAAGCAGUUUUGAAACAAGAUGUUGGGUUUUACGACACUGAUGCAAGAACAGGAGAUAUUGUUUUUGGUAUUUCAACCGAUACUCUUCUUGUUCAAGACGCCAUUAGUGAAAAGGUGGGGAACUUUAUACAUUAUCUUUCAACAUUUUUGGCUGGAUUGGUUGUUGGAUUUGUAUCAGCUUGGAAGUUAGCUCUUUUAAGCAUUGCAGUUAUUCCGGGUAUUGCAUUUGCUGGUGGGUUGUACGCGUAUACUCUAACGGGUCUCACGUCCAAGAGCCGCGAAUCCUAUGCCAAUGCUGGCAUUAUUGCCGAAGAGGCUAUUGCACAAGUUAGGACUGUGUACUCGUAUGUUGGCGAGACUAAGGCCCUUAACUCGUAUUCAGAUGCUAUCCAACAUACCCUCAAGCUCGGUUACAAGGCCGGAAUGGCUAAGGGUUUGGGGCUGGGAUGUACUUAUGGAAUUGCUUGCAUGUCUUGGGCACUUGUUUUCUGGUAUGCGGGUGUAUUUAUUAGGAAUGGGCAGACUGAUGGUGGAAAGGCAUUUACCGCCAUUUUCUCUGCCAUUGUUGGUGGCAUGAGUUUAGGUCAAUCAUUUUCAAAUCUUGGAGCUUUUAGCAAAGGCAAAUCAGCUGGAUACAAGUUGCUAGAAAUUAUCAACCAAAAACCUACUAUAACAACCAACUCUGUAGAUGGCAAGUGCCUAACCGAGGUCAAUGGAAAUAUUGAGUUUAAGGAAGUAACUUUCAGUUACCCAUCAAGGCCAGAUGUCAUUAUCUUCAGAGAUUUCUCCAUUGUCUUUGCGGCUGGAAAGACAGUUGCGGUGGUUGGUGGCAGUGGAUCAGGGAAAAGCACUGUUAUUUCGUUAAUCGAGAGGUUUUAUGAUCCAAAUCAAGGGCAAAUACUCCUAGACAAUGUGGACAUCAAGACAUUGCAACUUCGAUGGUUGCGUGAUCAAAUUGGUCUUGUGAACCAAGAACCUGCACUUUUUGCCACCACUAUCCUUGAAAACAUACUUUAUGGAAAACCUGAUGCAACUAUGGCCGAUGUGGAAGCUGCUACCUCUGCAGCCAAUGCUCAUAGCUUCAUUACCCUGCUUCCUAAUGGCUAUAACACUCAGGUGGGGGAAAGAGGAGUUCAGCUAUCUGGUGGUCAGAAACAAAGGAUUGCAAUUGCUAGAGCGAUGUUAAAGGACCCAAAGAUCCUACUUCUUGAUGAGGCAACCAGUGCUCUUGACUCGGGUUCUGAGAGCAUCGUGCAAGAAGCUCUUGAUCGUCUAAUGAUUGGCAGGACAACUGUUGUGGUUGCACAUCGGCUAUCCACCAUAAGAAACGUUGACUCGAUAGCAGUCAUUCAACAAGGACAAGUUAUUGAGACUGGGACCCAUGAAGAUCUAAUUUCAAAACCUGGUGCCUAUGCUUCCUUAAUCAGGUUUCAAGAAAUGGCAGGAAACCGAGAUUUCUCCAAUCCUUCAACCCACCGCACAAGGUCAACAAGACUGAGUCACUCAUUGUCAACUAAGUCUCUUAGUCUAAGGUCUGGAAGCUUAAGAAACUUAAGCUAUCAGUACAGCACAGGCGCAGAUGGUCGUAUAGAAAUGAUCUCAAAUGCUGAAACUGAUAAGAAAAACCCGGCACCAAGUGGGUACUUUCUCCGUCUUUUGAAAAUGAAUGCUCCGGAAUGGCCUUAUUCAAUCAUGGGAUCCGUAGGAUCAAUUCUUUCUGGAUUUAUCGGUCCAACAUUCGCCAUUGUAAUGAGCAAUAUGAUUGAGGUCUUUUACUACACUAAUCCUGCUAGAAUGGAGAGUAAGACCAAAGAGUGUGUUUUCAUCUAUGUUGGAGCUGGUCUGUAUGCUGUAGUAGCAUAUUUGAUACAACAUUACUUCUUUAGUAUUAUGGGUGAAAAUCUCACAACAAGAGUAAGAAGAAUGAUGCUUGCAGCCAUAAUGAGGAACGAAGUUGGUUGGUUUGACGAAGAAGAACAUAACUCAAGCCUAGUUGCAGCCCGGCUAGCCACAGAUGCUGCAGACGUGAAGUCUGCAAUAGCCGAGAGGAUCGCAGUCAUACUACAAAACAUGACAUCUCUACUCACUUCAUUUGUAGUUGCAUUCAUAGUGGAAUGGAGGGUGUCCCUUCUCAUUCUCGGCACGUUCCCUCUUCUUGUCCUUGCAUAUUUCGCUCAGCAACUUUCACUCAAAGGAUUUGCUGGGGACACAGCCAAGGCACACGCGAAAACAAGUAUGAUUGCUGGAGAAGGAGUUAGCAACAUUCGAACCAUUGCAGCCUUCAAUGCCCAAGACAAGAUUCUCUCCUUGUUCUCAGACGAACUCCGUGUGCCCCAGAAUCAAAGUCUUCGCAGGAGUCAGUAUUCGGGCAUGUUAUUUGGAAUUUCCCAACUCGCUCUCUUUGCAUCCGAAGCUCUAAUCCUUUGGUACGGUGCCCAUCUCGUUAAAGACGGCGUAUCCACCUUCUCUAAAGUCAUCAAAGUGUUUGUGGUCCUAGUUAUAACUGCAAACUCAGUAGCUGAGACGGUUAGUCUUGCACCCGAGAUUAUCAGAGGUGGUGAAGCCAUUGGCUCUGUGUUUGCUGUUCUUGAUAGGUCAACUCGUAUCGACCCAGACGAUCCCGAUGCUGAGAUGGUUGAAACUAUUCGAGGCGAGAUCGAGCUACGUCAUGUGGACUUUUCAUACCCUUCAAGACCUGAUGUAAUCAUAUUCAAGGAUCUUAGUCUUAGAAUCCGAGCGGGCCAGAGCCAAGCCCUUGUGGGAGCUAGUGGUUCUGGAAAAAGUUCCAUAAUUGCAUUAAUCGAGCGUUUUUAUGACCCGACUGCAGGAAAAGUCAUGGUUGAUGGAAAAGACAUCAGAAGGUUAAACUUAAGGUCCCUUCGGGCCAAAAUCGGGUUGGUCCAACAAGAACCUGCCCUAUUCGCAGCUAGCAUAAUGGAAAACAUCGCUUACGCGAAAGAAGAAGCUACAGAAGCCGAAGUCAUCGAAGCAGCACGUGCAGCAAAUGUUCAUACAUUCGUAAGCGGGUUACCUCAAGGGUACAACACACCAGUAGGCGAAAGAGGUGUUCAACUCUCGGGAGGCCAGAAACAAAGAAUAGCAAUAGCUCGGGCCGUUCUGAAAAACCCAACGAUACUCCUACUAGAUGAGGCAACUAGUGCUCUAGAUGCUGAAUCAGAAUGCGUGCUUCAAGAAGCACUUGAAAGACUAAUGAGAGGCCGAACCACGGUUCUAGUGGCUCAUCGAUUAUCAACCAUACGAGGUGUUGAUAGUAUCGGUGUGGUCCAAGAUGGGCGCAUCGUGGAACAAGGAAGCCAUAGCGAAUUGUUAGGCCGAGGAACCGAUGGAGCUUACUCAAGGCUGUUGCAGCUUCAACAACAUCGCAUAUGAUUUACAGAGUAUGGUAUGAGUUAGUAAAUUGUGUCUAUGUGUUGUGUUCUAAUUAACCUAUUGUUUUAACUUAUUGGGUUUAAUGUAAUUUGUUUUGUUAA